CAUCAACAACGCGAAUACAGCUGUCCAUGCAAGACGCCACAGAUAUCGCCGACCUCGCAGGCACCCGCAGAUCAAAUUUGAAGGUGGCGAGAAUGUCCCGCGCACAACAGCGGUGCUGUGAAGGAAAAAGAGGAAAUGCUGCCAAAAUCUUGUGUUCCUUUUGUACUGUGGCAGUAGGUUUCCAUUCGCUCUACAUGCUGUGCCCGUAAGUGAUGGGUGCCGGAGCCUCUGCACCCUUAUUCUGUGCCAGACGUCGACAAAAAUCGGACUUCGCCUCGUUUCUAGCAAGCGGGCCCGAAGGCGAUGGUGCGCGCGAGAAGGGGCGUCAAGCGUCGAGUUUCAAGGACUUCAUAAGGAGCGUUGACGGCGAUGACAACGGAGAUGAAUCAACAAGACCGGAAGGUAGCGAUGUGGCAUCUAAGUAUGACGACGGGCUGACGACCAAGGGACCGCUGGUCACCAUCUUCAUCGGGACGGAGCAUGGUUUCACCUCUGAAGUGGCCGACCGGAUAGUGGAACUCAUAAAGGAAAAGACUGGCUACAGGUGCACGCACUGCUUUUUUUUCAGCCUUUGCCUGAUUUGACUGCUUCUUACUCUUGGUGUAUCAAAUGCGUAGGGUGUUGCAGAAGGACCUUUCCUCAUUCACCGAAGGGUCGAAGGCGACACUCAUGGGGAUGACCCGAAUGUCGGUGGCCCUUGUGAUGUGUUCAACCCACGGUCGGCCGUUUGAAACAGUCAGACCGUAUAUAAGGGAACGAUUCCAUUCCAUGAUGUUGUUUUGCAGGGGAUGGCGAUCCGCCCGAAGACGUCAAGCCUUUCUACGCGUUUUUGCAUUCUGCCGGCGCUCCUUCACUGGAAUCCUUGCGAUACUCUGUUCUUGCGAUGGGUGAGAGAGAGCUGGCCAUGUGGGCACCGCCGAUUCUGCCUGUGUGCAAACAGGCGACAAGAACUACCCCAAGUUCUGUCAGUGCGGAAAAGACAUAGACGAGAGGCUGCUGAGGUUCGUCGUCUUUGGCUUGAGCAACGGAGCUAUGUGUGAUUUUCCCUACGCUGCAGGCUCGGUGCAACACGACUGGCGUCUCGUGCGGACAUCGACCAAGAGGACUGGUGUAAGAUCAUGAGGUGGGCCGAUGAGGCGAUUGAAAGCUUGCUAAAGAUCCAGGAAAACCUGGUAUUCGAAGCGUCGGAUGUCGAAGACGACGAGGCCAUGUUAGGCGACGAGGCGGCCACACAAGAUGACGUCGUACUGCGGCGAGAGACAUGCAACGGCGACGAAAACUCCCUGCACUCUCGCAUGCAUCCAUUCUUCGCCGAAGGUAGUGGAGGGGGCCCGUUGCCGCAUUGCAGCAUGGGCUGGGUGAUGUUCUGCAGUGGACGAGAAAAGGGACCUGUGCGCGACAGAUCCGAAUGGGGACAAAAGGGUCAUGCACAUUUCGGUCAAACUAGGUGGGGAAGCGUCGGACCGAAGAAAGCGAGGAGAAGGCGACGCCCUUUUUCUGGUGCAGGCAGUGAGAUGCAGUACAUCCCCGGUGAUGCGCUAGGGAUAUGGCCGCUCAAUCCAUCCGAAGAGGUGGACCAGAUUCUUACGAGCUGUCGGCUUACUGGAGACGAGCUCGUGCAGGUGCGUAAGAGUCCGCCCACCUUGCAUUCGUGGGUCUGUGCUUCUUCCGGACGACUGUCAGCUUCCAAAGUCAUACGAGAAGAGGAUACCUCGUGGGCAAGGCCUACUUGAACUCACACGACAAAGCGGUGGCGGCCGGACAAGCGAUAUGCAGUCUAGUACAAAACUAAGGCUCCGCGACGCCCUCAUGACUGUUUGCGAUGUGAGGACCGUCACGGCCGCCUUCCAAAGAAAAGCCAACUUUGGUCGACAACUUCACCUGGUUGAGGCAUUAGAGGUAAGGGAAUCGCAGCCCUGCAACGUUGUUUUCGCGACUGCUUACGUCAUCAGGUACUUCAAAGCACUGGCUGGUCCUGCUCCGCACAAGAGCUAAUAAGUAAGGGCGUAACGGACUCAACCGCAGCUCGCCCUUGACUUCAUGUCAUUCUAGACAGCCUCAGGCCGCAAAAGCCUCGGCUGUACUCGAUCAGUUCAUCCCCUCAUCAUGGCCCGAGGUGCUCAGUGUGCGUUGCUGUCCUUAAAUACUGGGUGGCCGGAAGAUGCUGGAAAGGCAAGCGCUCUUACAGAACGCAUUCCGCCAAUUGUUCUCCUCGUUCCUUCACAAUGACAUGCAAAAAUUGUUGGUGCAGGCGUUACAACAGGGUGGUUGGAGAGAGACAUCGUUCCCGGGAGCCGUCUUCCGGUUUUCAUCCAGCAGAACGAGUCUUUCCGCUUGCCUCCGCGCUUUGAAAAACCGACCAUUAUGAUCGGGCCAGGAACGGGAAUCGCUCCCUUUAGGGCUUUUAUCCAAGAACAAGAAAGAAGACGGGACGCCGAGACCGCAUCGCCGUCUCAGCCAUCGAAGCACGUCCUCUUUUUUGGAUGUAGGAAAAGGUGAAACGGCGAACCCUGAGGUCACUUAGAUUCAAUUGCACUUCGUUUGUCAGGGACGAAGACUUUCUCUACGCGGAUGAGCUCGGAGCAUGGGACAAGAGCGGUAUUAUUCAGUUGCAUGUCGCUUUUUCGCGAGAAACGGUGGGCACUCCGACGACGAACGUUCUCUGAACGGCCUUGCAGCUGCAGAAUGGAACUAUCGUUUCGUUUGUCCAGGGAAGCAAAGUUUACGUUCAACACUUGCUACAGCGCCAUUCAGAUUUUCUUUGGAGACUGCUUGAGGUAAGAUUUCCCUAGAGUUCAGAUGUUUUGGAUAUCUAGCGUCGCGUCCUUCGUAGGAGGGGGCGCACAUAUACGUGUGUGGAGACGCGUCUAUGAUGGCACGAGACGUCCAUGAGACUCUUCAGCGGGUGCGGCGGCGUCAGGAAAGAAAAGCAUGCAUCUAAUAUUUGCAGAUAAGGCCUUGUUUAUGCAGAUAAUUGCCGACAAGGAGUCGUGCAGCAUUUCGGCGGCUGAAUCGCAGCUGCAGGUAAAAGAAAAAGAGAUGCGGAAGAGGAGAAUUGCGCUUUCUUUUCUCCGCUGUAUUUAGGAGUGGAUGUCUCGCGGGCGCUAUCAACGCGAUAUUUGGUCUUGAAAUCAUUUCGAGUAAAACUUGGCGAGAGAAUAGCCGUCGAAUACAUUCAAAGAGAAACAGAAAAGGGAGCCAGUUCCCUAGAUGCAGAGACACGCUGUCAGGCUUGCGACAGAAAUGUCUGCUACGAAACAUUUAGCUCACGAACUUUGACAAAUGAACAUUGAACGACUGGGAGAGGUGCAGAAAUUGCCUUCCUGCAUUCCUUUCUUCUCAUGUAUACUAAAUCGGAUAUCUCC
Vitrella brassicaformis is the source of this 3365-nucleotide messenger RNA. NCBI's taxonomy places the organism in Eukaryota, Vitrellaceae. The record is from the annotation of a GenBank genome assembly.